AUCGUCUCGGCCACGCGGCCCCUGCGGCUCCAGCGGCGCCAGAUCAGCUUCAACGUCCACACCUGGGACAGCACCAGCAAGAAGCACUCGGCCAGGGUGACCCUGCGCCGGCGGCCGCGCCAUCCCCACCACAGCCACCACCGCCAGGAUGCGGCACCCGAGGUGCGGAUUUUCCCCCAGCCUGGCCAUGGCCUCCGGCGGCAGAAGAGGGACUGGGUCAUCCCCCCCAUCAACUGCCCUGAAAAUGAGCGCGGGCCCUUCCCCAAAAAGCUGGUGCAGAUCAAAUCCAACAAGGACAAAGAGACCAGGGUUUUCUACAGCAUCACGGGGCAGGGGGCGAACACCCCCCCCGUGGGCGUCUUCACCAUCGAGCGGGAGACGGGGUGGCUGGAGGUGACGAAGCCGCUGGACCGGGAGGAGAUCGAUAAAUAUGUACUCUUCUCCCACGCGGUGUCAGCCAACGGGCAGCCCGUGGAGGACCCCAUGGAGAUCAUCAUCACGGUGACAGACCAGAACGACAACCGGCCCGUCUUCACCCAGCAAGUCUUCGUCGGCCACAUCGAGGAGAACGCCAAGCCAGGCACCUCCGUGAUGACCGUGAACGCCACGGAUGCAGAUGACGGGGUCAACAUGAACAACGGCAUCAUCAGGUACUCCAUCCUCAGCGAGGAGCCCAGCAGUGGCGAGCGCAUGUUCACCAUCGACCCCAAGAAGGGCGUCAUCAGCGUCAUCGGCACCGGGCUGGACCGUGAGACCACUCCCAACUACACGCUGAUCGUCCAGGCUGCUGACCAGGAGGGCAAUGGCCUGACCAACACCGCCACCGCUAUCGUGGAAGUCCCCGAUGCCAAUGACACCCCCCCCGUCUUCGACCCCACCAUGUACGAGGGGACGGUGAAGGAGAACGAGGUGGGGGCGGUGGUGGCGCGGCUGCACGUGACAGACCGGGACAUGCAGGGCUCCCCGGCCUGGCGAGCCGUCUACCACAUCAAGAGCGGGGACCAGGACGGCGACUUCAGCGUCACCACCGACCCCAAAACCAAUGACGGCGUCCUGAGAACCGCCAAGGGCCUGGAUUACGAGAGCCGCAGCCGCUACGAGCUGGUGGUGACGGUGGAGAACGCCAUCCCCUUCGCCGUGCCGCUGCCACUGUCCUCGGCCAGCGUCCUGGUCAUGGUCAGAGAUGUCAACGAGGCCCCUGUCUUCGUCCCGCCAGUGAAGACGGUGCAGGUGAUGGAGGACCUGCCGCUGGGCCACCAGGUCACCUCCUACACGGCCCAGGACCCCGACAGGGACCAGAGGCAGAAAAUCACGUACCGCAUGGGCAGCGACCCCGCGGGCUGGUUGGCCAUCGACCCCGAG
Mesitornis unicolor (brown roatelo) is the source of this 1362-nucleotide messenger RNA. RefSeq names its product cadherin-1-like. Lineage: Eukaryota; Metazoa; Chordata; Aves; Mesitornithiformes; Mesitornithidae. The transcript is spliced from 10 exons. Gene Ontology annotation, cellular component: plasma membrane; catenin complex; adherens junction. The annotation marks the transcript as partial. The record is from RefSeq and is a predicted model, not a curated record. Gene Ontology annotation, molecular function: cadherin binding; calcium ion binding. Gene Ontology annotation, biological process: calcium-dependent cell-cell adhesion; cell-cell junction assembly; homophilic cell-cell adhesion.